GCCGAAGAGAGCAAAGUCCGCGCGAAGCACCCAGAGGAGCCGGGCUGGGAAGGCCAACGCCCGGGGAGAGCUCCCGGCCAGCCAGCCGGGUUCAUGCAGUCGCUGGCCGGCCCGGUGCUGCGCGCCUUCCUGCGGGAGUUCCCGGGCGGGCUCCUGUUCGUGGGCGUCUUCCUGCCCGGGGCUCUGCUGCUGCUGCUCCUCAUCGCCUGCUUCCGGGCCCAGCUGCUGGAGGGCAGCUGCCAGGCAAAUCUGAGAAUCAGUCACCAGGGUUUACUCCAUCUUCCUCCAGAAACAGAAGCCCAAGUUCUGCCUCUGGUGGCUGCCAGCCCACCGUCUCACCACGGUGCUGAGAGAUGACUUUAAUCACAUAUGUUCUCAGCAGCAAGCAUAACCAAGAAGUUUAAAGCAAGAUCCAGGUAAGAUGGGACUGAAGAAUACCCAAUGAAGUUAUCAUCAGAUUCGUGAACCUUUUUUAAUUAGGGGACCACCAAAAUGUUAGUAUUCCCACAGAGAGAACAGCAAACGUUGGUUGUCUACUGAACAUGACCAAGCAGGCACAUGGCCACACCUCUGCUUCCUGUGUGCACAGUCUGUCUCCGUCUAUCAUUGUCACAGCUUCUGCCCAAAGGAGCCACCUCCACCUCGCCACGUCUCCACCUUUCCUGCUCUCAGGUCCCACAUCUGCCCCAAAGCGUCUUAUUAGGGAUCACAGAUCUUUUCAUGCCCCAAAUGGCCUCAACCCAACAGUUCCGAAUCUGAUACCUAAUGUUCUAUUCUUGGAAAUAAUUCUCUGUUAGAGAUAUAAUGUACCUCCAACUUGAAACUUUCAAUAAAAUUCUUCAAUGGGUGUUAA
Molecule: messenger RNA, 853 nt
Organism: Cavia porcellus (domestic guinea pig)
Lineage: Eukaryota; Metazoa; Chordata; Mammalia; Rodentia; Caviidae
Gene: Smlr1
Product: small leucine rich protein 1
Exons: 2
Coding region: 94-357 (87 amino acids)
Source: RefSeq, a predicted model, not a curated record